ACCCAGAGAAGAACAAAUUGAGAGGCAUUUGAAAAGGAGGAACAGCUGAAAGAAGUAGGUUCAAUCAGAUUCGACAUUCUGGGUAGCCCAUUAAAAAGGACAUCAGCAGUCCAGAGCAUAUCCAGAGAAGAACAAUAUCCAGAGGCGUUUGAAAAGGAGGAACCCUUGAAAGAAGUAGGUGGAAAAGUUCCACUAGAAGGACCAAACAUCCAAGCACACGGCCAUGUUGCCACGAUGGAUCCUCUCCCUGGCUGCCUCUUUUCUACUGCCUGCAACUGGGGAGGUAGUGACCAAUUUCAAAACCUGCACUCAGUUUUUUUUAAAUCAUAAAUCCCCCAAGUUGCCACUGCUGUCAAGAAUCUGGCCACAAUCUGCCAGUACUACCAGGCCAAGUAUCGAUUUGCCACAAUGUACGACAAAGAUCGGCGCAUCCCUAUAUUCUCGGCAUAUAAAUACCAACCAGGUGGAAGCGGAAGAACAAACGACUGGAAGAUCGAACCGCAGCUUGCGCUGCCUAGGGACCGUACACAAAAAAGCAUGGAAUCGGAAAAAUCUUGUAAAAUCAACCACAAGCUCCUUCAACACAGCCAGGCUCUUUCCAAUGAUUACAAACAGACUACUGUAUACAACCGAGGACACUUGCUACCUGUGUCCCAUCAACCGAAUCGGGACAGCAAAGCCGCGACCUUCACCUUAACCAACGUCGUGCCCCAGUUUCGCCGACUCAAUCAAGGAAAAUGGGCAGAAUAUGAAAGAAAUAUGACGAAACUUUCUAAAGGGUGCCUUGAUACCUAUGUCCUUAUGGGAGUGGUGCCAGGGGAUAAAUUCAUUGCUCAUGGCAGAGUGAACAUACCUAGUCAUAUGUGGGCUGCAGCUUGUUGUGUGACUAACGCAAGCAGAGAAAAUCUUGGGAGUGAUGGCAGAAAAUAAUCAGAUUCAGAUAGUCCAGCCUAGCCUAAGGGAACUGGAAAUAGAACUUGCUAAACACUACGGAAGAAGAAAAUUGACCUUUUCAACGGUGCUUGUUAUUCUGCCAAACAAUUUCACAUAACAAACACAUCCAGGGUACAAACCUAAUAGCUUACCUGUAUGACACAUUAAAUGAAAGCAAUAGCUAGUUAGCCAAAAGCAAAAGCAAAAGUUAGCAAUAGCACUUAGACUUAUAUAUCGCUUCAUAGUGCUUUGCAGCAGUGGUGAAAUCCAAAUUUUUUUACUACUGGUUCUGUGGGCGUGGC
Molecule: messenger RNA, 1235 nt
Organism: Pantherophis guttatus
Lineage: Eukaryota; Metazoa; Chordata; Lepidosauria; Squamata; Colubridae
Source: RefSeq, a predicted model, not a curated record